CACUCUUUUGCAGAAUCUCCAACAGGCCAAACUACCCUCAAUCUUCCAGAGGACCAAACUACCUUGUCAUCAAUUCCUCUAGUUAGUGAAAGGAACAUUAACGAUUUUAAUAUUCAUUCAGUACCUUGUGGAAUAUUGUGUGGCACAAAAGUGUUUGAUGGGAGUAGAUGGAUGAGCACCCAAGAAAUAAAAAGAGUUCACAGUGGAAACCAAAGUUCUUCUUAGUCUUCGAGUCCUCAAACCAAAUCUCCCUUCAAUUCCUCAACAACUGAGUUGCGAAAGUAUGUCCCAGAAUUCAUGGAUUCAGAGAUGAGCGAAGAGAGCGAAGGUUGCGGCCACAAUCCACCUCAGUCUGAAGAGAUAUCGCUCGGACGAGCAUCGGAGCUCAUCACUGCGUUGAUUUCCUCCACAUACUGCGUCAGAUCCUUCCCUCUGAAAUGGCAACUGAUCCGCGGCAAGCUCGACCAGCUCCACUCUGGCUUGUUGGCAGCAGCUGACCGCGGCGAUUCCACCAACAAUUCGGAGCUUAUGGAGCUACUGGAAGCCGUGACUUCGACUUUGAAGGAGGCGCGGGUUCUCGCAAACAAGUCCAGUGAUGAGUCUUACGGCGGCGGGAAGCUGCUCCUGAAGAGCGAUCUUGAGAUAUUGAGCUCCAAGGUCGAGGUUCAAUUCACAAUCCUGUCUGACAUGUAUGUUUCUGGGGCUGUGGCGCACUCCCUAGCUAUCAUCCUGUCGAAACCAGAAGUGGGCGCAAGCAGGGAGGACAUGAAGAUCUAUUUGAGAGAUCUUAUUUCGAGGCUGAAGAUUAGUGAUUCACAGAUGAGAAUUCGGGCAUUGUGCGCCCUUAACGAUGUCCUUCAUGAGGACGAGAAGUAUGCGAGGAUCAUGGCGGUAGAGAUGUCCGAUGGUGUCAGUCUCCUCGUGAAACUCCUUGAACAAGGUGAGACAGGCGUUCAAGAGGAGGCAGCCGAGGGAAUCUCUGUAAUCGCAGGGUUCGAAUCCUACAGAGGAGCUCUCGUCGUGGCCGGAGUCAUUGCGCAGCUGAUUCGAGUUUUGGAGACUACGGGUAGCCAACUCGCAAGAGCGAGAGCAGCUCGAGCUCUGAAGAAGCUGACGGAGAACUCCGAGAACGCAUGGUCAGUUUCCGCUCAAGGUGGAGUCUCGACGCUGCUAAAGAUAUGCAGCGAUGCCCACAGCAGCGGAGAGCUGAUUCGGUCAGCCUGCGACAUACUGAAGAGCCUUAGCAGUGUUGACGAGAUCAAGAGGUUCAUGGUGGAAGAAGGGGCGGUCUCCGUCUUCGUGAAGCUCUCAGGAUCGAAGGAAGAAUCGUCCAAGAUCAAAGCAAUCGAGUUCCUAACGAUUCUGGCUUCUGAUGAUGACAUGAAGCACGAGGUGGUGAACCAAGAAGUGGUUGGGUCGCUCGUUCAGGUCCUCGAUCCAAGUUCUGCUCACACAUCCAAGGCGAGACAGGUUGCCCUCAGGGCUAUCGAGAGCCUGUGUUUCUCAUCUCCGAGUUCCAUGAAUCAGCUGCUGAGCUCUGGCUUCCUCGACCGUGUUCUCCUCCUCCUGAGAAACGGUGAGAUAUGCAUACAGGAAUCAGCACUCAACGCAGUGUCUCGCCUCUGCGGGCUGUCCGAGAGGAGCAAGAAAGUGAUGGGCGACGCCGGAUUCAUGCCGGAACUCGUGAAAUUACUGGAGGCUAAAUCGUUUCAGGUGCGGGAGGUGGCAGCCGAGGCGCUCUGCGGCAUGAUGUCCAUCCAAAGAAACCGGAGAAGAUUCAUCCAAGAGGACCAAAACGUGAAUCGAAUUCUGCAGCUCCUCAAUCCCGAAGAGGAGAAACCAGUGGCAAAAAAGUUUCUGCUCUCCGCAGUGUUGUCCCUGACAGACAACGAUGGUGUUCGACGAAAGAUCAUUGCUUCUGGGUGCAUGAAAUAUCUGCAAAAACUCGCGGAGACUGAUGUAACAGAUGCAAAAAAGAUUGUUAAGAAGCUAUCCGGUAACAGAUUUCGGAGUAUAUUGACAAGAAUCUGGAGCUCAUAAAAUCAAUCAUUUGUUCAUCCUGACCAAAGUCUAAACAUCAGCUUUAUUUUCCUUUUUCUUUUCUUUUCUUCCUGCAAUCGCUUUCUCUUCCUUACAUUAUGAUGACUCGGAGCAGCUUUCUUUGGUGAUGCAAGUGAUCUGUAAUUGGUUUGAUGAGAAGAGUAGUGCUUAUGAUUAGCCUUUGUCGACAAGGAAAAUUAUUGUGCAGUA
Messenger RNA from Musa acuminata AAA Group (dessert banana), 2250 nucleotides. Its product is annotated as vacuolar protein 8-like. The coding region runs from base 298 to 2040 and encodes 580 amino acids. The record is from RefSeq and is a predicted model, not a curated record. Gene Ontology annotation, molecular function: protein binding. Lineage: Eukaryota; Viridiplantae; Streptophyta; Magnoliopsida; Zingiberales; Musaceae. The transcript has a single exon.